Nycticebus coucang (slow loris) is the source of this 5458-nucleotide messenger RNA. RefSeq names its product ATP binding cassette subfamily C member 3 (gene ABCC3). Lineage: Eukaryota; Metazoa; Chordata; Mammalia; Primates; Lorisidae. The transcript is spliced from 30 exons. Gene Ontology annotation, biological process: transmembrane transport. The coding region runs from base 279 to 4961 and encodes 1560 amino acids. Gene Ontology annotation, molecular function: ATP hydrolysis activity; ATP binding; ABC-type transporter activity. The record is from RefSeq and is a predicted model, not a curated record. Gene Ontology annotation, cellular component: membrane.
GCCUGACCCAAAGGGCCUGCGGGUAGGGCUCCGCGUCAGGGCGGGGCUCAGGGUGCGGGGAGGCGUCUCCCAGGCAGCCCACAGCUCCCGGCCGGAGCCGCGGUGGUCGCGCUGCACUCGCCUCCUUCCUCGCUGCUGCCACCCCUCGCCCCCAUGGACGCCCUGUGUGGCUCCGGUUCCAAGUUCUGGGACUCCAACCUAUCUGUGCACACAGACAACCCGGACCUCACUACCUGCUUCCAGAACUCCCUGCUGGCCUGGAUCCCCUGCAUCUACCUAUGGGUUGCGCUGCCCUGCUACCUGUUCUACCUGCGGCAUCACCACAGUGGCUACAUCAUCCUCUCCCACCUGUCCAGGCUCAAGACGGUCCUCGGCAUCCUGCUGUGGUGUGUGUCCUGGGCGGACCUUUUUUACUCGUUCCAUGGCCUGGUUCACGGCUGGGCCCCUGCCCACAUCUUCUUUAUCACCCCCCUGGUGGUGGGGAUCACCAUGGUCAGUGUGGGGCCCAGGAUACUGGGUGGGAGUCUGGGGUGUGGAUUGUGAUGGGAGAACCGUGGGCUCUGUGGAGAAGGAGCUGGGGAAAGGAUGAGGGUGGAUGGGGAGGAAGGAGGCAGGUCCAGAUGUGUGUGCUCUGCCUCGGCUUCGCCUUCCCUGCACAGCUGUUGGCCACCUUGCUGAUCCAGUAUGAGCGGCUACAGGGGGUGCAGUCCUCAGGGAUCCUCAUUAUCUUCUGGUUCCUGUGUGUGGUCUGUGCCAUCGUCCCCUUUCGCUCCAAGAUCCUUUUAGCCAAGGCAGAGGGCAGGAUCUCAGAUCCCUUCCGCUUCACCACCUUCUACAUCCAUUUUGCUCUGGUGUUCUCUGCUCUCAUCUUGUCCUGCUUCAAAGAGAAACCACCGUUCUUCUCCCCAAAGAAUGUUGACCCUAACCCCUGCCCAGAGGCCAGCGCUGGCUUUCUCUCCCGCCUGUCUUUCUGGUGGUUCACAAAGAUGGCCAUCCUCGGCUACCGGCAUCCCCUGGAGGAGCAGGACCUCUGGCCUCUCAAUGAGGAGGACAAAUCCCAGAUAGUGGUGCAGCAGUUGCUGGAGGUGUGGAGGAAGCAGGCACCACGCCAUCGCAGCCUGGUCUUUGGCUCCUGGGACCCCAGGCCCACUCCACCUACUACUCCUUCCUCCCUGACCAGACACCAGGCAGCGGCAGCAUCUGGGAAGAUAGCUUCAGGCGAAGACGAGGUGCUUCUGGGAGCCCGGCCCCAACCCCAGGGGCCCUCCUUCCUGCGGGCCAUGCUGGCCACCUUCAGUUCCAGCUUCCUCAUCAGCGCCUGCUUCAAGCUGGUCCAGGACCUGCUCUCCUUCGUCAAUCCACAGCUGCUCAGUGUUCUGAUCAGGUUUACUUCAAACCCCUCAGCCCCCAGCUGGUGGGGCCUCCUGGUGGCCGUGCUGAUGUUCGUGUGCUCUAUGACGCAGACGCUGAUCUUACAUCAGUAUUACCACCGCAUUUUCAUCAUGGGGCUGAGAUUCCGGACAGUGAUCAUAGGCAUCAUCUAUAGGAAGGCUCUAGUCAUCACCAAUUCAGUCAAACGUGAAUCUACUGUAGGAGAAAUUGUCAACCUCAUGUCAGUGGAUGCCCAGCGUUUCAUGGACCUUGCUCCCUACCUCAACCUGAUGUGGUCAGCACCCCUGCAGAUCUCACUGGCAAUUUACUUCCUCUGGCAGCACCUGGGUCCCUCUACCCUGGCUGGAGUUGCUGUCCUGGUCUUGCUGAUUCCACUCAAUGGAGCUGUGGCCAUGAAGAUGCGUGCCUUCCAGGUGCAGCAAAUGAAGCUCAAGGACUCCCGCAUCAAGCUGAUGAACGAGAUCCUAGGUGGCAUCAAGGUGCUGAAGCUGUUUGCCUGGGAGCCCAGCUUCUUAGAGAAGGUGGAGGGCAUCAGGUGGGGCGAGCUCCAGCUGCUGCGCAAAGCUGCCUACCUCCACGCUAUGUCCAUUUUCACCAUGAUCUGCACCCCAUUCCUGGUGAUCCUGAUCACCCUUGCGGUGUAUGUGAGUGUGGACCAGAACAAUGUGCUGGAUGCUGAGAAGGCCUUUGUGUCCGUGUCCUUGUUCAAUAUCUUAAAGUUUCCUCUCCAAAUGCUGCCCCAGUUAAUCAGCAACAUGGCUCAGACUAGCGUGUCUCUGAAACGAAUCCAGAAUUUCCUGAGCCAAGAUGAACUUGACCUCCAGUGUGUGGAAAGAAAGACCAUCUCCCCAGGCUAUGCCAUCACCAUACACAGUGGCACAUUUACCUGGGCCCAGGACCUGCCCCCAAUCCUGCUCAGACUAGACAUCCAGGUCCCAAAAGGGGCAUUGGUGGCCGUGGUGGGACCUGUGGGCUGUGGGAAGUCCUCCCUGGUGUCUGCCCUGCUGGGAGAGAUGGAGAAGCUGGAAGGCAAGGUGCAUAUGAAGGGCUCCGUGGCCUACGUGCCCCAGCAGGCAUGGAUCCAGAACUGCACUCUUCAGGAAAAUGUGCUGUUUGGCCAAGCCCUGGACCCCAAGCGCUACCAACAGACACUGGAGGCCUGUGCUUUGCUGACUGACCUGAAGAUGCUUCCUGCUGGAGACCAGACAGAGAUUGGAGAGAAGGGCAUUAACCUGUCUGGGGGCCAGCGGCAGAGAGUCAGUCUGGCUCGAGCUGUUUACAGUGAUGCUGACAUUUUUUUGCUGGAUGAUCCCCUGUCAGCAGUGGACUCCCAUGUGGCCAAGCAUAUCUUUGACCAAGUCAUCGGUCCAGAAGGCGUGCUGGCAGGCAAGACUCGGGUGCUGGUGACACAUGGCAUCAGUUUCCUGCCCCAGACAGACUUCAUCAUAGUGCUCGCUGACGGACAAGUGUCUGAGAUGGGCCCCUACACAGCCCUGCUGCAGCGUGACGGCUGCUUUGCUAACUUCCUCCGCAACUAUGCACCUGACGAGGACCAGGAAUACCUCCAGGACAACAGGACCGCAGCAGCCUUGGAAGAAGCAGAGGAGGAGGACAUGCUGAUCGCAGAUACGCUCAGCAACCACACAGAUAUGAUGGACAGUGAGCUUAUCACAUAUGAAGUCCAGAAGCAGUUUAUGAGACAGCUGAGUGCCAUGUCCUCAGAAGGAGAGGCUGAGGCUCAGCCUGUGUCCCGAAGACACCUCGUUUCAUCAGAGAAGGUGCAGAAGACAGAGGCGAAAGCAAAUGGAGUGUUGAUCCAGGAGGAGAAAGCAGAAGUUGGCACUGUGAAGCUGAGUGUGUACCGGGAUUACGCCAAGGCUGUGGGGCUCUGUACCUCACUGGCCAUCUGUUUCUUAUAUGUGGGUCAAAGUGCUGCCGCCAUUGGGACCAAUGUAUGGCUUAGCGCCUGGGCCAAUGAUGCUACUGUGGACAGCAGACAGAACAGUACCUCCAAGAGGCUGGGUGUCUAUGCUGCCUUGGGAAUUCUGCAAGGUCUCCUGGUGAUGCUGUCAGCCAUGAUGAUGGCAGUGGGCGCCGUGCAGGCUGCGCGUUUGCUGCACCAGGCACUUCUGCACAACAAGAUGCAUUCACCACAGUCCUUCUUUGACACCACACCCUCUGGCCGUAUCCUCAACCGCUUUUCCAAGGACAUCCAUGUCAUCGAUGAGACUCUGGGCCCCACCAUCCUCAUGGUGCUAAGUUCCCUCUUCAACACCAUCUCUACUUUCGUGGUCAUCAUUGCCAGCACACCUCUCUUCGCUGUGAUCAUCCUGCCCCUAGCUGCACUCUAUGCCUUUGUGCAGCGCUUCUAUGUGGCUACAUCACGGCAACUGAAGCGUCUGGAAUCCGUCAGCCGCUCGCCCAUCUACUCCCACUUUUCGGAGACAGUGACGGGCACCAGUGUUAUCCGGGCCUACAAUCGCAGUCAGGACUUCAAGGUCAUCAGUGAUACUAAGGUGGACACCAACCAGAGAAGCUGCUACCACCACAUUGCCUCCAACCGGUGGCUGGGCAUCCGAGUUGACUUUGUGGGAAGCUGUGUUGUGUUCUUUGCUGCACUAUUUGCCGUGAUUGGGAGAAGCAGCUUGACCCCAGGGCUGGUGGGCCUUUCUGUGUCCUAUGCCCUGCAGGUGACAUUUGCUCUGAACUGGAUGAUCCGAGCCAUGUCGGAUUUGGAGUCUAAUAUUGUGGCUGUGGAACGAGUCAAGGAGUACUCCAAGACAGAGACAGAGGCCCCCUGGGUGAUGGAGGGCAGGCGCCCUCCGCCAGGCUGGCCCCAGCAUGGUGAGGUGGAGUUCCGGAAUUACUCUAUGCGAUACCGGCCCGGGCUGGACUUGGUGCUGAGAAACCUGAGCCUGCGCGUGCGCGGGGGCGAGAAGGUGGGGAUCGUGGGCCGCACUGGGGCUGGCAAAUCAUCCAUGACCCUCUGCCUGUUCCGCAUUCUGGAGGCAGCAGAGGGUGAAAUCCGCAUCGAUGGCCUCAACGUGGCAGACAUUGGCCUCCAUGACCUGCGUUCUCAGCUGACCAUCAUCCCCCAGGACCCCAUCCUGUUUUCGGGGACUCUGCGUAUGAACCUGGACCCUUUUGGCCAUUACUCAGAGGAGGACAUUUGGCAGGCCCUGGAGCUGUCCCACCUGCACACGUUUGUGAGCUCCCAGCCAGCGCGCCUGGACUUCCAGUGCUCUGAGGGUGGGGAAAAUCUCAGCGUAGGCCAGAGGCAGCUUGUGUGCUUGGCUCGAGCCCUGCUUCGCAAGAGCUGCAUCCUGGUUUUAGAUGAGGCCACAGCCGCCAUUGAUCUGGAGACAGAUAACUUAAUCCAAGCUACCAUCCGUACCCAGUUUGAUACCUGCACUGUCCUGACCAUCGCACACCGGCUUAACACUAUCAUGGACUAUACCAGGGUCCUCGUCCUGGACAAAGGGGCAGUAGCUGAAUUUGAUUCACCAACCAACCUCAUUGCAGCUAGAGGCAUUUUCUACGGGAUGGCCAAAGAUGCUGGACUUGCCUAAAAUGCAUUCCUGAGAUUUCCUCCUGGCCUUUCCUGGUUUUCAUCAGGAAGGGAAAUGAUACCAAAUGUGUCCAUGGAAUGGACUGAUGGCAAAAAGGGGGCAUUUGUUAGAUUUUGCCCCUGUAAACUGCCUCACAGAGAAACCUUACCUCAAAUGGUUGAGAGAAGGAAAUACGCCCCCAGAGGUGGAUGAUAUGCCUGAGGACACAGCUGGUUUGAGGCAGACCCUAGACUAGUCCCUUGUCAACUCACUCCCAGUCUAGUGGUAUUUCCACAUUACACUUUUUUCAAUCAUUUCAUGAAAUGACCUUCCUUCCUAGGAUUUUUUUCAUACUUUCUCAAGUUUUUUUGUUUUUGAAAUAAAAAGCUUUUUCCUCCUGGAAUAGUCUGCUGGGUUAGGCCAUCCCUAGGAACAGAGUCCUGUAUUCUGGGGUGCUGCCUGAAUCCAUUAAAAAUGGAACACUAAUGAAAUAAAAACUAUGUGCACAACAGUAUGUA